This is a messenger RNA of Cylicostephanus goldi, 903 nucleotides long. Lineage: Eukaryota; Metazoa; Nematoda; Chromadorea; Rhabditida; Strongylidae. The record is from the annotation of a GenBank genome assembly.
AUGUACGCACAAGGACAAGCUUUAAGCAACCAAGUGAGUUGGAUAAAUGCAUUUCUUCCACGAACUGGCCCGUGUGUUUUGAAUGAUGACGGUAUGAAUUGCACUGAAGCAGGUUAUUACGAGACUGUCCAAUGUGACGCAAACGGCUGCUUUUGUGUAGCCGCUCACAACGGCUUGGUCGCCUACGACACUCGCACGGAUAGCAAUAGGAUCGCACCAAGAUGCUCAAGCUGCCAUUACGCCCUGAAACGCAUAUUUGCCGCAGGUGAUCCACCGAAAAACACAUUCAUACCCAAGUGUGAUGUGUCAUUAGGAAACUAUGAGCCACUGCAGUGUGAUGCAAGGCAAGAGUACUGCUAUUGUGUUGACCCUGUCACUGGUAGGGAAUUACCAAAUACGAGGAAACGAAAGGAGAAAAAUCAACGAAUAAAAUAUUUUUCUCUCGAUCCAGCUUUGUCUACACCCGAGGUCUCCCGACCACAAGAACGAUAUCCAGUAGGGAAGGAAAGCUGUAAAUUAGACCGCCACAGAGGAAGAACGUGCCCUGACGCAAAACCCUCUAUUAGAUACUACUUCGACUAUCAGACAUUCGCUUGUUUGGCAUUUGAAUACCUCGGUUGCGGCGGCAAUGAGAAUAACUACAGAACCUCCUCGGAUUGCUCCUUUGACUGUAAACUUCAAGACCUCUCGGGGUGCGGUGGAAUGUAUCCGGCAAGAGCAUUAGGACAAUUUAGAUGCUCCUGCCCGCCCUUCUACUUUGGCUCCACCCAAAAACACUUUCUUCGGCUUUUGCUGCAGCAAGAUGGUUGGCAAGAAACACGGUUUGGUAAAUCAUGUAAAGAUCGCUUCUGUCCAGCGAAUUACACUUGCCAAGAUGCCACCAUUUUUUCAUAUUGCUGCUAA